Messenger RNA from Diatraea saccharalis (sugarcane borer), 4176 nucleotides. The record is from the annotation of a GenBank genome assembly. NCBI's taxonomy places the organism in Eukaryota, Metazoa, Arthropoda, Insecta, Lepidoptera, Crambidae.
AUGAUAUCACAAACAAAAAACAGAGUUCAAGCGAUAAAAAGUAAAUUUGAGAAUUUGAACGUUGAAAACGAGAAUUUGGUCAUCAGAAAAAACGCGAAACAGUUGUGUAAACAAAGAAGCGAUGAAUGUGAUGACAAUGAGACCAAUGUUUUCGAUCAGGAAAUCGAUUUUAACGAGACAAUUAAUGAGAAAAUCGAUGUUGAGUGUUGUAAUGUCUCAGUUAAACCUAACACAAGUUAUUUGUACAGUAAAAACGAUUCAAAACGUAGUUUCAUUGGUGCUAAGAAAUCUUUAACCAGGCAGUGUAGUGACCCGGGGAAAAAAUUGCAUAGGAGUCAUGCGUUUCGCUGUGACAGAAGCCAGAAAAUAGGUCAAAGUCCAAAGAGGCAUGGCAGUUGUAAUGGACGGUCUGAAACUAGUGAUUUCUCUUUAAAAAUGGGUGAACGCAAACUGAGCAGAGAUCGGCUGAAGCGCUUAGGUAAUUUCCUAGAAGACCAAAUGAGAAAAGAGAAUUUUACAGUGUCGAGUGAUAUUGUUGUUGAUCAAGUCAUCGAAGUACCAAUGAACUCCAUACCUGACAAAGAUGUUCCCAAACACAUAUUAGACCAGUACGCUAAAGUUGUCAAAACAAAAAAAGAAGAGAAGCAGGACACGAUGACUGACAGCGGUGUGAGCUCAGAAACUGAGAAUUUGGAUGAUGAAAAGAAUAACAAGGUAAAAAAACUCAUGACUCAAUUUGAAAAGACAGAAUCUAAGACUGAAACAAAUUUAGAGGUAAUGAAUGAUCUGUGUGCGUCCAGCGAAACUAUGCGUUUAGAACGUAAAAAUCCACAUUUAAUUCUUACGGAUACAUUAAAGAAGGCGCUUAAACAACCGUUGCCUCCAGGUCCUCCUCCUAAAAAACCACCUCGAGUGGUAAAUGUGCCAAUUGCUGAAAAACCAGAAAUACAGAAAAAAGACACAAAAAAGAUGCUAGAAAAACUUGAACAAGUAUUACAUAAAAGAGAAACUCAAAACCAGAAUAAAAAUAAUAUUUAUGAUAUAGCUGAAACUGAUUUGAGUAUUAAAAAACCAAAGGAGAUACAUUAUUUGUGCACUGAAAUUUUAGAUAUAACACAGAGGACUUUACUUCCAAACCACAAUGCAUCAAAUCCGUUAACUAAUUGUCUAAAUUCAUUAAACUGUUCUAUUUUAACUAAUUCGACUGCUAGUCUGCCCUAUACAAGACUAAGUUCUCGACCUAAUUCAAAUCUUGAACCGAUAAAAGACUGCUGUACUUGUAGCGUUGAUAGUAAUAGUAGAUUCAGCACAUUCUUGGCUGAGAACAGUCAAGAUAAAUGUGUUAAAUGUAAGUCAAAUGAUGAGAAACAUGAUGGUUUCAAGUGUCACUUGAAUUGUAAAUGUAAAAUGGAGAAGUCGGAGUUUUUCAUUGACAAAGAACAUAUUUAUGACGAACCAUUCAACGAAGAAGUGAAGAAGAAUCAAUAUGGAACAUUGAAUAGUUUAAAAUUAAAUGGACACAGUAAAAGUUUGGAAGAUAUCCGGAUACAAAAUGAUGAGAAGAUAUAUGAUAUACCAUGUGACGUGUCCCGGGCAGAGACACCUGAUUUUACGACCUCCAGCCCCAAAACAGACUUCCAGAAGUUACGAGAUAACUUUGAAAACGGCUUUCGCGAUGGUAGCAAACGUAACUCGGUCGAUACCGAAAAUAUUACCAGAAACAGUGCCGAAAUUAAACGAAAUAAAUAUGCCGAUAUCGGCGACAGGAAAUUCGGUACAGAAAUAACAGGAAACAGGAAAUCUCUUAUAGAAAAUGUCGAUAAUAGAAGAAGUUGCGACAAACCGCCGUUGACCCCAAAACCAAACAUUUACUUGAAGAAGGUGUCAAAGUCUACGGAGAAUUUAGCCGAUGACUUCAAGUCUGCAGCGGCCGAGAAAAGAUUCGGUACCGACACCAAAAGAUACCGGAAAGACAAAUCUGAUGUCAGUUUUAAUUCUAUCAUUCCUAAGAAGACGUGUACGCAAUUGGAUAAGGAUAGAGAAAAUUUGAACCGGUUAAUGAACGAGAUUUACGAAACGGUUACAGUGGCGUGCAGCAUGGAAGACAGGAAACCGGGCUGCUUUCCCACUGACCAGUCAGACGGUGGCACCAGUGAAGAUUCCGUAAAACUUACGCGGAGUUUAACGGAGAAGAGGAAGAAUUACGUGAGAAGAGUGUCCUCCAGAGUUGCGUACUUGGACCAGUCUAACCCCAAGAAGACCACGAGAUUUCGUCACCAAACUUCGGUCUGCUCGUACAAAUCUGAGAUCGUAGACAAUAAUCCAUACAACACGUUCAGGUCUUGGAAGAGCUUCCGAACGUCCAGGACCAAUCUGGCCAGAGAUAAAAUGGGCGACAGUACAGAUUCCAAGUUCAACUUGACUGAUUCCUCAGGGAACAUAUUGUCUAUGAAGAGUGAAUUCGACAAUGAUAGCAUGGACAAGCUGAGCAUAGACGAAAAGACGGGUUGUGUCGACAUAGAGCUGCCGUUCGAGCCUCGGGAGAGGGGGCUAUUUAACGUUUGCUUAUUGGUCGGUCUGAACUACAUGACUGGACAUGCAUACGUCAAAAGUGUUUUUCCUAGUCAGGUACAAGUCCCGCCUCACAUAGAGAACCUAAUAUUCCCGGAGACGGCGGCCGGCGCGCAGUGCUACUCGCUCGUGCUCACCGACGAGCGCGGCGAGCGCGCGUACGGAUAUUGCCGUCGAGUGUUGCCAGAAGGCGCGUCCAUCUGUCUCCCUCUCUGCUACUGUCUCAUCGGCAAAUACAGAGCACCCGGAUUUUACUAUAAGGUAUUACAAGAGAUCGAAUCCCACCACGGCAGCUCAGAGGUCGAAAUACAUUCUAUACUGCAACAGUUGUUCGAAACCGACUUCCCGAAUCCGGGUGAAGAAAUCACUAUAUCGUACAAAAACAACCUUAUAACAGACAGAAACUUGAGGCACUCACAACAAUUGGAUAUAAUGAAAUGUAAAACAAUGCCAGACAUGAGGAGGAGUAACCAAAGUGAAAACGAUCACUCGGGCGGUUCGUGCCAACUGGCUGAAGGUUGCGAGCGACUGUUGGAAAGCUCCAAUGCGAUCGAUGGCUCGGACCGACUCGCCGACGGCUCGGAAGUGAACGAAGCCUUUAAAUAUGACAGUUGUGAUAUACCAAAGUUUCUGGACUUGGAAAACAACAACGGACCGAAGAGGGUUAUGUUGAGCCUGGAAUGUAAAAGAACGAAAACAAUAAAAAGACCAAUAGAGCCUCGUGUGGAUGAGGACAAUCUGUGUACUCUCCUGGAUUCGUUAGGUGCUGGGCUCGUUAUCAAGGUGUUCAGUUCACUUCUGCUGGAGAGGAAGGUGGUCAUCAUGGGCGAUAAACUGAGCGCGGUGUCCGGAUGCCUGGAGGCGCUGCAGCAGGCGCUGUACCCGCUGGUGUGGCAGCAGCCGCUGAUCUCGUCCGUGCCCGCGCGCAUCCAGCACGACGUGCUCGAGGCGCCGCUGCCGCUGCUGGCGGGCCUGCUGCGGACCCGCCACAUGGACUACAUACACGGGAUCACCUUCCACGAGGGUAUGCUGAUCGAUCUGACCGGUCCCUCCAAGGUGUUAUACUACCAAGGGGACGAGUCCACGAUCCUCCCGACGUCCAGCUACAAAUCCCUCAAGACUUCCCUGCAGAUGGAAUCGAGUAAACACAAGGACAGAUCUGAAGACACGAAGACGAGAAACGUGAUGAUAUCGGAGGCCUUCUUGAGGUUUUUCGUAGAUAUUUUAGGUGACUUCUGGAAGUACUUAUCCGUGGGCGAGGUGAAGGACGGCGAUUUGGGCAAAGGGAAUAUUCUGUUCGAUAAAGAAGCUUACAUCAAGAACGUGCCCUCAAAACAGAAUCAGUAUUUCCUCGAAUGGUUCACAGAGACGGCCAUGUUCAACCAUUUCAUACAAAACAUGUGCCAACGCCAUCCGGACCAAACAAAGUUGGACCCAUCUCAAAAUAUGUUGGUCGAUACGCCGUUGCCGAACUUCUACCAACUAUUGGACGAAAGACUAAAAAGUAGGACGAGUGUUAAGAACGUGGAUAAAGCUAAUUAUAAAAGUGCAGUGAAUAAAAAAGUGAAGUUACUUAAAACUAAACUUAGGGACUUGAUUACUUAA